This is a messenger RNA of Phalacrocorax carbo (great cormorant), 3837 nucleotides long. NCBI's taxonomy places the organism in Eukaryota, Metazoa, Chordata, Aves, Suliformes, Phalacrocoracidae. The record is from RefSeq and is a predicted model, not a curated record.
GGGGAGACAGAGUGCCGCCCGCGCCGCGCUUCCGGGGGGCGGGGCAGGCGGGUGCCCUGAGGGGCGGUGGCUCCCCCUAGCGGCGGCUUGGGGCGCACCGGCGCCAUGGCGGAGCUGGGAGCCCACCUUACGACAGCCUCCGCCGGCGACGACCGGCCCUCCAUCUUCGAGGUGGUGGCCCAGGACAGCCUCAUGGCCGCCGUGAGACCCGCCCUGCGGCACCUAGUCAAGGUCCUUGCUGAGUCUAAUCCUGGCCGAUAUGGCUUCCUCUGGCAGUGGUUUGAUGAAAUCUAUGUCCUUCUGGAUCUUCUGCUCCAGCAGCACUAUCUGGCCAGGUGCAGCGCCUCCUUUUCUGAAAACUUCUAUAGCUUAAAGAGGAUACCGAUAGGAGAUUGCCGACAGCAACCUCUGGCCACUGCUGGCCUGCCAAAGAGGCAGCACUGGAAGUCUCUCCUCUUGCUGGUUCUUGUUCCUUACCUAAAAGGAAAGCUGGAGAAAUUGGUGUCCAGCCUGAGGGAAGAGGAUGAGUAUUCCAUCCACCCUCCAUCGUCAUCCUGGAAGCGCUUUUACAGAGCCUUUCUAGCUGCCUACCCCUUUGUAAACAUGACCUGGGAGGGCUGGUUUCUUAUCCAGCAACUGUGCUAUAUCCUCGGGAAAGCUCAGCAUCAUUCACCCAUCCUGCGGCUGGCUGGUGUUCGCCUGGUCAGACUGACCCUGGAGGAUAUCGAGGCCCUGGAGAAGAAAUCGGCUGGAGCCAUCUCAAGUCAGACACACAGCAUUAAAGCACAAGUGCAGUCAGCAGUGAGGAAAGCUUUGGGUGGCAUUGCUUUCUCCCUGUCCACCGGGCUGUCCAUCAGCGUGUUCUUCCUCCAGUUCCUGGACUGGUGGUACUCCUCAGAAAACCAGGAGACCAUCAAAUCUCUGACAGCGCUCCCUACUCCUCCACCCCCCGUGCACCUCGACCACGGGGCUGGCUCAGUACUCUUACCCAAACUGAAGACCGUGUGCCCUCUGUGCCGCCGAAUCCGCGUCAAUGCCACGGCCCUCUCCACGUCUGGCUUUGUGUUUUGCUACCGCUGUGCGUACAGUUAUGUCAAGACUCACCAGCGCUGCCCAAUCACAGGCUACGCCACGGAGCUGCAGCACCUCGUCAAACUGUACUCUCCUGAGAGCUGAAAGGCCUGUGCUUUCGGGGAGAUACGUCUCUGAGGCUAGCAGCUAGGCAGCAGGGAGCCUAAAUUCACUCCUUACUUCCCAUAGAAGACUUCUGACCACUACAGCUCAUCAGUGAGCUCUAAAUCUCCUUUGAACUUGGUGGUACAUCAGAGCUUUGCUGCCAUUGUGCAUUCUGGUACGGCUCUCCCCUUCUGUUUCUUAGCUCUUCAAACACCCUGUGACAGUUUCAGAGGGAUUGGACAGCCACAAUCUGUCAGCCAGCACAGAAAUACCUUCAAAGACCAACCGAAAGGGAAGAAACAUCGAUUUGGAUAAGAAGAAUGCAGAUGUGAGGAUCAAAGAGCAUCCCUGGUAAAAGUCCUGCUCGAGGGCAUGAGCCAGCAAAUUAAAGAGAUAGUGAAAAUUCUCUAGGCAGCUUCCCAGGCACUCGUGCUGCCCGGGCCGAGCUCUGGCGCUAGUGCUCAUCAAAGAGGUAGAGACAGGCUUAAACCUCUGCUCUGAUCAUGCUAUUCUUAAAGAGUCUCCCUGUGUUUUCAGGCUAGUCACCUUUGACUUGAGAACAUCACACCCCUAAUUCCCAUCAAUUGUUCUAAAUUAAGACGUUUGAUUCUUUAAAGGAACAAGGGGCAAUCUGUACAAGCAAGGAUACAAGAGGGGGAUUACAUCUUCUGCACAAGAGAGAAAUACAACAAACCAGAUGAAAGAGCAACGGUGCCAAGUGAUAAGAGUUGGUUUAUGUUAAGUAAGUCUUUGAAUCUAUCAUUAUCUGCUUUUAUAAAGCAAAAUUCUUUCUCGAUUGAGAAUCUAACGUACUACUACUCUGAGGACUGGAAAAACAGGGCUUGCUCCUCCAGGGGCUCUAUUUACGUAAGGUAGACUAGACCAAAGCUGCUUUCAUCUUUGCAGACGUGUUUUGUAGGCUGGGAAUCUUUAAUGUCUAUGUUUGAGUAUUACAUUGCAAUUAUUCCAGUCCCAGACACGUAGCACAUUCAUAUCAUAAGACAGCAUCCUUUUGUUGAACGGAGGAGAAAAGAAAAUGCGUGUGAUGUUAUGGCUGGUUCUUGCUUGACACCUGAUUUUUCAUGAUGGAAGUUGUUCCCUGACUCGGCUCCAGGGAGCAGCAGUCAGCUACUCCAGCCAUCAUGGUGACUUUGCUUAGAGAAUGUGAAGAGCAAAGUUUGCUGCACAAAGUACAAGAUCUUUUUGGAUUUAGAGAUAUGUUCUAACAUUUAAGCCACUGAACCAGUCAUCUCAUUUUCCCCCCACUUUAGCUCUGCUUCAGAAGAUAAAAAUCUCUAAUAUCCUCCCUUACCUGCCAGCAAGAUAGCAAGGUUAUUGAAUAACAUGGAAGAAUACAGUAAUUUCCAUCCUACCAAAGGUGCUCUGGAAAACACCCAUUGUAACAAAGGAGAUUUGUCCCCGGUGCUUGUCUUAUUACCUCUAUACAACCUCCAGACCCUUCUCCCUGUGCCACUAUGGAAUAAUAGUAAAAAGAAACCCUCUCCUUUCUCUGGUAGUUAUAGGAUCCGUAGAGAUACCUGUCUUCCUUUAGAAAGCCAGUAAGAGCACACACAUCUUACUGGAAAAGAAAUCACAUCAAGGCACAAGAUUUUUCCUGAGAUUUCAAAUCACUUCUAACAUAGCUGGCUUUGGGCUGGCUAUUAAUUCACAUUACUUGCUUCAUCACAUCAGUUUUGCUUCAUACACAGAGAUCAUCAUCUCUGUGAAAACCCCGCAUCCAAGACACUUGUUCCACUGGUGCUGCACUGUCUUACCCAAACCUGCCUGGUUAGUCAGGCAGGGGCCCGAUUGUCCUGUUGACUCUAGUGCAACCGCUCGUUUGAAUAAGGGCUGAAGGAUUUGACCGACGAUUCAGUUUUAGCAUAGGUUGAUUUUCCUUUUAUCCUUCUUAUACUUUCCCAAAUGAUCCACCUGCUGCUCAGUGAGAAGCUGGGCAGACCUGGGACAGAAGGCCUGACUGAUGCCAACUCACCCGCUGGCACUGCAGAGCUCCUGGGCAAGUUCCGCACCACCCUCCCCAGAAUCCAGGAUUCUCUAACUGCUGAACAGCACAAGUAUGUCGCCUGCAGGCAUGCUGCUCCAGGGCCUCUCGCCGCCUUCUCCCAGGGUUAAUCUCCCUUCCUCUCUCCAGAGCAGCCACCAGAUGCCCACCUGCCCACACCACGCAACACCCUGUCCCAGCCAGACUUAGAUUUGGCCAACUCCGGGGCAGCUCCCAGACCUGCACAGAACCACCCACAUCUAAGCCUCACCGUUCUGAACAGCUGUAGUUACUCUGUUGAACGUUAAAGUGCUCUUUAAUGCCUAGCUGACUAACAGGCAUUAAGCCCACAGUGGUGACAGGCUCAGCAGUUACCCAGAUUUCAGUAGUGUUCCUGCAGAUGGCUGUGGAAUACCAACUUGGAUUUGACCACUUCUUCUAACCCUCCUGCCCUUAGUACCCAAACACAUGCCCAUUUAUUGGGUUUACUGCUCUAAAACAAAGAUAUGAAACUGAUUCAGGUUAUACAAAUGUCCCCGUUUAUCUGCUUCUUAACUGUCACAGUGUUAUUAAAGCCACAAUGGUCUAAAGAUAGACAAGAGGUUUGUUUUUUUUUUUCAAGAAACACCAACUUUAUUAAAUCAACCUUUGGACUUACA